GGAGUUAGCUAAUCGGUUGCGGUCCACGGCUACACCUGAUCAGUCUCUCACGUUCAUCCUCUCACAAUAACUCACAACAUGGAUGAUUUUGACAUGCUGAACGCGCCCCCAGCUGGAAACGGCGUCGGCUCCGAUGAAGACCCCGCUGCCGCGUUUUUGGCCCAGCAGGAGAGCGAAAUCGCCGGGAUUGAAAACGACGAAGGCUUCAGCAUCCUGGACAGCGGAGAGGUCCCCACGUCGCUGGGAGACUCUAACGAUGGUGCUGUCAACGGAGAGCUUCAUGUGGUACCGGAAAGCAACGGUCCAUCUGAUGCCUACGCAGCGAUUUCGAGUGCAGACCGGCUGCAGGCCGAACCUGAAAGCCUACGCAAGUGGAGGGAGGAGCAAGGCGAGCGGCUGGAGUUGCUCGAUGAGAACUCUCUGAAGCAGGAGUCAGAGUUGAAGGACAAAGCCAAGGUAGAGCUGGAAGAGUGGCACGCCAGGCAGAACGAGCAGCUGGAGAAAACCAAAACCAAUAACAGGGUGCUGGAUGAAGACUUCUACAAGCAGCCCUUCUCUGAGCUCAUUGGUUAUGUCACACACAUUAACCAUCCUUGCUACCGCCUAGACCAGGCGGCCGAGGAUGCCAUGAUUUCGGAUCUGGAUGAGAACAACCCGGGCACGGAGUGGGAGCGGGUGGCCCGGCUCUGUGACUUCAACCCCAAGUCCAGCAAGCAGGCCAAAGAUGUGUCCCGCAUGCGCUCCGUCCUCAUCUCCCUGAAGCAGUCCCCGCUGGUCCGCUAGGCGGCCGAGGCGGCUCGGGGGCGUCAUUCCAUUUCAUCGUCUGUCACCACACACACACACACACACACACCAACCAACCCAACGACCGCAAUCUGUAUUCCCCCCUCCCCCCUUAUCUCUAUCUCUACCUAGCAGUGCUGUAGAGAUUAGCCUUGAAGCACCAGCCCCCCUCUCCCCCCCCCCCCAAAAAAAAGAUUUCACCUGUAACGGUCUCGUAAUUCAGCUUCCUCGUUGUUUAACCGAGACGAGGGCCUGCUGGGUCUCAUGGUCUCGUGUUACACGUUGUCUGAGGCUGGUGAGUUGGCACGCUAAAAGGGACGGGUUGACGCGAGUUUGUGCUUACAGCUACACUCCGACCCGUUUCAAUUUCAUUCCCAUGAUGCUCUUCACCGGUCCGUCUCAUGAAUCCUUCUCUGGCCCACGAGGGUCGAUUGAUGUUUAAUGUUUUGCCUUUUGGUUCCCAUCCUUGCAUCAAACGUAUUUCAGAAUCCUUUUUUUUUUUGAAGGACCAAACUCGAUGACAAAGUUCAGUGUGUACUUUGAACAGUGUGUGUAGAGCCUGCUUGUGGCACAUUAUGUUCCAAUCUAUGCAUUUCCUUUGGAAAAGCCUCUUCUCCAGUCAGGAACUAAGUCCAGUCAUUACAAUAAAUAUGAACAGUUUGUGUGUGCGUUUAAACCUCAACAGUGUGUAUGUACUCUUAUGCGUGUACCUAAUGUACAUAUACCGAAGGCACUAUAUAUACAGUAUAUGAAACGUUUGUCACUGAAAUUAAACAUUUGUGGUUUUAAAGAUAACUAGAUAGUAGCCAGCUGUUGCUUGACCAUGCGUGUUCAUUGUCCAUUUGAUUUCAAUGUCAGUAAAAAGUGAAUUAAA
Molecule: messenger RNA, 1657 nt
Organism: Pseudoliparis swirei
Lineage: Eukaryota; Metazoa; Chordata; Actinopteri; Perciformes; Liparidae
Gene: clta
Product: clathrin, light chain A
Exons: 7
Coding region: 79-783 (234 amino acids)
Biological process (GO): intracellular protein transport; clathrin coat assembly; clathrin-dependent endocytosis
Cellular component (GO): clathrin coat of coated pit; clathrin coat of trans-Golgi network vesicle; postsynaptic endocytic zone cytoplasmic component
Molecular function (GO): structural molecule activity; clathrin heavy chain binding
Source: RefSeq, a predicted model, not a curated record